UAAACCCUGGUUUAAGUAAGCACAUGCAAACACCAAAAGGAAAAGACAACCUUAAUACCAUCGAGAGUAUGCACCAAUGUGUAGUGGCAGUGAAAGGUGAUUAUGAUGAGGAUGAAAUAAAUGACAAUCCAUAUGAGAGCGUUCUAUAGUUAGUGAUGUCAGGGUUAACAUUGGAGUCAAAGGAGUGAAAAUUGUGGCCUACAGUAAAGUGUAUGAUUGUAGAAAUGUAUAUACGAUGCAGGGUGAUAUGACUGAACUAACUGUAGAUAUGAUAGUCAAUUCAGCGGAUGACAAACUUACGUUGACUGGGGGGCUAGGAAAUACUAUUGUCAAGAAAGGUGGUAAGGAAAUCCAAAAAGAAUGUGCUGACUAUAUUAGAGAUAAUGAUAGCCUAGAUGACGGGGAUGCAUUUGUUAGUACUGCUGGAUCUCUUAAGGCAGAUGCUAUUAUACAUGUAAGAGGGCCGCUUUGGCGAGGUGGCAUGAAGCAGGAAGAUGAGAUGCUGACAGAUGCUAUAUUUAAAUGCCUACAGCAGGCUUCUACUAGAAAUCUGACAUCAGUUGCAAUACCCGCCUUAAGUUUUGGCACAUACGGGUGAGAAUCUGUUUAACAUUAUCAAUUUAUUACA
Ruditapes philippinarum (Manila clam) is the source of this 628-nucleotide messenger RNA. Its product is annotated as O-acetyl-ADP-ribose deacetylase-like. Gene Ontology annotation, cellular component: nucleus; cytoplasm. Gene Ontology annotation, biological process: negative regulation of gene expression. The record is from RefSeq and is a predicted model, not a curated record. The transcript is spliced from 2 exons. Gene Ontology annotation, molecular function: transcription corepressor activity. NCBI's taxonomy places the organism in Eukaryota, Metazoa, Mollusca, Bivalvia, Venerida, Veneridae. The coding region runs from base 236 to 598 and encodes 120 amino acids.